AUGGCGGACGGCGACAGCGGCAGCGAGCGCGGCGGCAGCGGCAGCGGCGGGGGGGGAGGCGGCGGAGGCUUCGCGGCGCCCCGGGGAGGAGGCGGAGGAGGGAGCGGGGCCGGCGGCGGGGGCGGCGGCGGGGCCGGCCCCGAGCAGGAGACGCAGGAGCUGGCGUCGAAGCGGCUGGACAUCCAGAACAAGCGCUUCUACCUGGACGUGAAGCAGAACGCCAAGGGGCGCUUCCUCAAGAUCGCCGAGGUGGGCGCCGGGGGCUCCAAGAGCCGCCUCACGCUCUCCAUGGCCGUGGCCGCCGAGUUCCGCGACUACCUGGGCGACUUCAUCGAGCACUACGCCCAGCUGGGGCCCUCCAGCCCCGAGCAGCUGGCGCAGGCCGCCGGCCCCGGCGGCGACGAGGGGAGCGGGCCCGGGCCACGGCGGGCCCUCAAGAGCGAGUUCCUGGUGCGGGAGAACCGCAAGUACUACCUGGACCUGAAGGAGAACCAGCGCGGGCGCUUCCUCCGCAUCCGCCAGACCGUCAACCGCGGCCCCGGCGGGCCCGGGGGCUUUCCCGGCGGCCCCCCCGGGCUGCAGAGCGGGCAGACCAUCGCGCUGCCCGCCCAGGGCCUGAUCGAGUUCCGCGACGCCCUGGCCAAGCUGAUCGACGACUACGGGGGCGAGGAGGACGAGCUGGGCGGCCCCGGGGGCGGCGGGCCGGGCGGCGGGGGGCUCUACGGGGAGCUGCCCGAGGGCACCUCCAUCACCGUGGACUCCAAGCGCUUCUUCUUCGACGUGGGCUGCAACAAGUACGGCGUCUUCCUGCGGGUGAGCGAGGUGAAGCCGUCCUACCGCAACGCCAUCACCGUCCCCUACAAGGCCUGGGCCAAGUUCGGCGGCGCCUUCUGCCGCUACGCCGAGGAGAUGCGCGACAUCCAGGAGCGCCAGCGGGACAAGCUCUACGACCGCCGCGCCGGGCCCCCUGGUCCCGGCAGCGGCAGCGGCGCUGGCGACGACUCCGACGGCGACGACGUGGACGACGACUGAGCCCCCGUCGCCAGCGCCCGCCGGCCUCCCCCCUCCUCUUCCCUCCCUGUCCUCCCCGGACCCCCCUUCCCCUCCUCGCCGCGACGGGGAGAAGGGGGCCCCGAGCCCGCCCCCGCCUCCAAGUCCCCCUCCCUGGCCCCCGGCUCCGCCGCCGGAGAGAGGAGAGAGAAACCGGCCCGACCGCAGCCACCGACCGCGUCCCUCCCUCCUCCGCGCACGCCCCGACCCGCGCCGCCGCCGCCGGGACGAGCGCCCGGACCCCCCCCCCCCCCCCCCCCACCUUUCAUCCCCCACCCCCCGCCUGCUUCAGCCCGAGGACUCCGCGCUUUUUGGGGCCGGGGGCGCCCGGAUCCUCUCUCCUCUCCCGUCCCGUCCCGACCCCCUCUGUCCGUGUCGGCGUCGUGCCCCCCGCCACCACCGAAACCAGCAUCCCGGCGCCCCCCGGGGAGCCGCCGCACGCCGGAGCCGUCACCGCCGCCCGGGCCGGGGGGGAGCGAAGGAGCCGGCGAGCUUUCGGCAGCGAGAUGCGAUGUGGGGGGGCCGUCUCUGGACCAACGUCCAUUGUCUGUUUUUUUUCUUCUUCUUUUUUUCUUUUUCUUUUUUUUUUCCUCUCCCCCUUUACAGAAUCGUUUUGGUUUUUGGGAUGCGAACUGUUAAAACUCCAGGCGCCUGAACUGGAACCCGUAACUGAGCUAGUGAAAAGCUGGCAGGUUUCUGAAGAUAAAGGAACACUUCUCUUGUUUUGAUUUUUUUGACAAUUAUUAUUAUUAUUUUUUUUCCUCCUCCCUUCUUUUUAACAUGGGGGUUGCAAAGAGAGGUAGGCUAGAGAAAAAGCAGGCACAAAGCACAAGGCAAGCUCGACGGAUCGGCUGCUGCUCGCUGGAGAUCUUCCCCUCCUCUCCAAAUAAGGUGGGCUCGAGCGAGCGCCGGGUUGGCAGCGGGAAGGCCAGGCAGGAUUACCCGGGCGGCCGCGAGCGGGGCCGCCGCCGUCGGAUGGUUUUUUCAAGCCCUGGCUCGGCCGGGAGAGAGCGCGGAGGAGCGGCGGCCGCGCACGCGCGCGCGGGGGACUUGGAGGCCUCGGCGGGCACGCGCCCGCGCGACGCCGGCGACCUCAGGUGCAGAAAACCCAACCCGCGCGUCUUCGCCCGCGGCUUUUUAACACGAACUCGAUGCGUUUCCUCAGUACCUCACGCCGUGUGAACGGCGGGGCCGGCGCCGGCCGGCUCGUUAGCGCGACGCAACCUGUGGGAGCUCCGACGAGCGCUGGGACCGCACACCCCGGCGGCCGGGGCGUUGGAUUUUUUUUUUUCCCUCUUUUUUUUCCCUCUUUUUUUUACCACCUCGCCGUUUCACCAGAGACUGGCUCCUGCCAACGACUCGUCCAGCUGCUCCGGAAUCAAAGUGGGGUCCUUUCAGCGAUCACCUCUGUUAUUAAAUGGAUUUUCACUC
Cygnus olor (mute swan) is the source of this 2481-nucleotide messenger RNA. It is a transcript of the gene PURB, whose product is annotated as purine rich element binding protein B. The record is from RefSeq and is a predicted model, not a curated record. Bases 1 to 1032 code for a protein of 343 amino acids. Gene Ontology annotation, cellular component: nucleus. Gene Ontology annotation, biological process: regulation of transcription by RNA polymerase II. The transcript has a single exon. Gene Ontology annotation, molecular function: purine-rich negative regulatory element binding; RNA polymerase II transcription regulatory region sequence-specific DNA binding; DNA-binding transcription factor activity, RNA polymerase II-specific. Lineage: Eukaryota; Metazoa; Chordata; Aves; Anseriformes; Anatidae.